This is a messenger RNA of Linnemannia hyalina, 2106 nucleotides long. Lineage: Eukaryota; Fungi; Mortierellomycota; Mortierellomycetes; Mortierellales; Mortierellaceae. The record is from the annotation of a GenBank genome assembly.
AUGCGCAAGACGUGGUCAUUACGAUUGGCAUUAUCACUCUCAUUCCUCCAAGCAUAUCUCCGUCAUGCUGACAAGUUGACGAUCGAAGACUGUCAGGGUCGAUCAAGGUCUAUCCCCUUCAUGACCGCACCCGCAGGAAUCCGAGUCAAUAAGAUCAAGAUCCCGGCGUUUCCCUUCAGGAACCGGGCAGAGUCGAUUGUUUAUGAGCAUUUGACGGAGCAGGAGCGCGGGUGGCUUCAUUGGCACAGAAAGGAGGCGGACGAUGGUGAUCAUUGUCAGGGAGAGGCUAACAGGUCUAAAGCCAGCCGGGAACAGGAGCAGAGAGGAGGAUUGUCGGUCAAGGUGCAAAGGGAAACGGAUGUGGAACUAGACAUGAUUCAGACCGACAGGAAGAUGACUCGUAGCAAGAAGACAGGAAAGAAGGCACAGAAGGAGGACCAGUUUGCAGAGGGACUGGAUGCAGAGUGGCUCGAGUAUGUAGGCCCUGCCGAGACGGAUGCUGACAAGGCCGAAAUGACGAGCGAUAACAUGGCGGCGGUGCUUUAUUUCCACGGAGGCGGGUAUUAUACUGGAUCCAAGGAGGAGCAUCGUGUCCUCAUUGGACCUCUCGUUCGCCGCCUCGGCAAGCACGUCCGCAUCCUUACUAUCAACUAUAGGUUGGCACCACAACACCCGUUCCCGGCAGCACUGGUCGACGCAUUAUCAUGCUACAUGUGGCUUUUGUACCAAUCUGUCUCCGAAACCUUCGGACUCGCCACCGCCAACCCACAACGACCCACAGACAACUUCCAACCACGCCAAAUCGUCUUCAUGGGUGACUCUGCAGGAGGCGGUCUCGCCCUGGCACUAAGCCUUCUCCUCCGCGACCACGCCUCUCCCUCCAUCCCACAACCCGUCAAAAUCGUGACCUGGUCGCCAUGGUUGGAUCUCAGUCAGGCUUUACCGUCGUUCAAGGAGAAUGCAUUGACAGAUUGUAUUCCUUAUGAGGAUUUCACACAUUUGCAUUCGGAUGCUGUUGAUGGGAUGUUUGGGCACGUAGAGUUCCCUGAGGAAGCGCAGGAAGGUGGAAAGGUUGUGAGGCAGAGGGCGCAGGUGUAUUGUCCGGAUAGUUGCUUGAAGAUGAAGUAUGUCAGUCCGCUUUACGAGAAUGACUUUUCUGGCAUCCCCGACGUCCUUAUCGUGUGCGGAUCGGCAGAGAGGUUCGCGAACGAAUGUAUCCUAAUGGCGAAUCGACUCGAGGAACAACAACAGACUUGCAGGAUCGACAUCCACGAGGACAUGCCACACAUCUUUCCCCUGUUCCGAUUCCAUCCUUCUUCUGCCGCUGCUCUUGAUCGGACGAGUGCCUUUAUCCGUGAGGCUGUGGCUGUGGCAGUUUCUGCGGACGAUUAUACCCUUGAGGCGAGUGGCCGUAAUGGAAGGACUGGCAGGAAUAGGAGUGAUAGUGUGGUGAUUCCUAUUUCGCCCUCUUCGUCUUCGGGCUCGAGUUCUGCUUCGCUUUCUCCGUUGCCUUCUCCGUCGCCUUCGCCUAGACUCGACAUAGGAGAGUUGAUUGAUGGUGUGGAUGAGGAGGGAUACUUUCAGGACGAGAGGGGAGCUCAUAGGAUUCGAAGGGUGGGUUCUUCGUCUUCGUUGUCGUCUGCCGGAUCAAAUCCUACCUCUGCGACACUUCAACAGCAGCAACGGGAGCAGAGACAGAGGAAAAGACGAGAAUUUGACACGCAACCUGUCCAAUCCCUCAACCUCGAUCUUGCAGAAGAAUCUCACCACCAGAACUUGAAGACCAAGAAGAAGAAGAAGAGAACCGCCGUGAACGUGAUUGACCUCUCGGGCACAAGUGUGAUGAGCUACCACAAGCAGACACGGUUCGGGACUCCCUCAGAUCGAGACCGGGCACUCCAAGAAACCGAGGAGGCCGGACUUUUGGAUGGUGGAAGGAGGAGGAGGAAGAGAAACAGGUUAACGCUGCAGGAUGUAGUAACAGAUGCGACGGUGUAUGAGUGGGAGGUACUGUUGAGGCAGGGGUACAUCCCUACCCGGCACUGGCCCCUUCCUCCUACUGGCGGUGGGCGUAGUAGUGUGCAGGCGCGUCGUCGUCGUGUUUAG